AUCAAUUUGUCGUGACUGUCUCAUCAAUUCAACAUGUAGUUGUUAUCAGCCUUGCUGCAUGUUGAUUUAAUUAUAACGUUUAGAUACCAUUAUCAUUGAUUUGAAAUAUUGUGCAUAUUUAAGAAAUUGUAAUACAUGGACAUUUUACUUUCACUGUAUUCAAUGAGGACUGACAAAAAUGGCAACAGUAUUUCAACUGCGAGGAUUUCCUUUUCUUAAAAAGUACAUGCGACUUAACAUUUUCAAACUGAUUCAACUUGUAUUCCUAAUUUUAUGCUCCAUAUUCCUCUUACGAUGGAUAGUGUUUCCUCUCCUUUACGAACUAGUCAUCAAUUUCGUAUAUAUAUUCGUAAUGCAAAGAUGUGCGAAUGGUGAUUUAAUGUGGAGACAUAUAUCUUCUGAGUAUACAGAAAGCAAGAGAAUCAAGGAGGUUAUACUCCACUGCAUUCCUGCAGUUCCUGAAAAACAAUCACCUAUUGGCUGGAUAGUUCCCGUUCUAGAACCUUCACUUUCCGAACCCUAUUUACAACUUCCGGUUAAUCAAACAUUCAAAGAACACGUGGUAAUCUUGUCUCCGUUAAGAGACGCUUCAAAACGAAUAAAGCACUUUAGUGAACAGCUUUCAAAAAUUAAUUAUCCGCAUCAACUUGUCAGUAUUUAUUUCGGUGAGGAAGGUAGUACUGAUGAUACACUAGAAGUUGCUACUCAAAUGGCCACCAAACUGAAGCAGGAUUACGGCUUUCGGAAUACAAAAGUAUUUAAAUUACCAAUUAAGGGAAACAGUAGUAACCGUAAAACGCGACAUUUCCCAUCGAAGCAAAUAGAACGCCGAAGUCACCUGGCUAAAGCUAGGAAUCUGUUAACAAAAUUUGCCCUAAAAGAUGAAGAAUGGGUUCUGUGGAUAGACAGCGAUGUCGGUCAGUUCAGACCUGACAUCAUUCAACAGUUCUUGUUUUCAAAUAAAGACGUAAUGGUUGCAUCAGCACUUGUGUCGAAAGUAGAUCUCGGAUAUUUUAAAACGUAUGGUGUAUUUGAUAGAAAUACUCGUAGGCUUCAUACAGAAGAUGGAGGAAGAUCUCAAUACAGUACUUAUGUGAAUGAUCUUAAGGCAGAAGGCCGAGAAGCCAAAGUAGAUCUCGUGGGUGCCUGUAUGCUUAUGAUAAAAGCUGACUGUUUAAGAAAAGGACUGGUGUUCCCAGAGGAACCGUAUAUGCCAAACGGUGUUAUGGUUGAAUUUGAAGGUCUUGAAAGUGAAGGACUUGCGCAACUUGCUAAAGGAAUGGGAUUUGAAGUAUAUGGCUUGCCUUUUCUAGAGAUUUACCAUCAAUAUGAUCCAGAUAGAAAGGAAAAUUGGAUUUUAAACUUUCUCUACCUCAUAUAUAUCUCACAAUGACAAUAUACAGUGCAAUCUCUGUAGAGCAACGCCCUUUAGGAGAUACACAUACUGACUGUUAUGUAGAGGUUGUUGUUCUGGAGAGGUAAAUUUGAUAGUAUAUUUAAGCUUAGGGAAAUUUUGAUGUUGUUGUUAUAGAGAGUUUUUUUGCAUAAGAGAGGGCCGCUCUGGAGAGGUUGUACUGUACCAGUAAUGAAAUGAAAAUAUUUAGAUAACUUUAACGGAAAAAAAUCCAGGAGAAGUCCAUUUUUUUCAGGAGUUACGGAUAGCUGUUUGGUAUUGUGCAUUCAAAAGAUUGAUUAAAUUCGAUUGAUGCCCUUAAUUUAUUUUGUUUAUUCAUUUAUGAAGACGCAAAUGUAA
Mercenaria mercenaria is the source of this 1753-nucleotide messenger RNA. RefSeq lists its product as uncharacterized. The record is from RefSeq and is a predicted model, not a curated record. The coding region runs from base 179 to 1393 and encodes 404 amino acids. Lineage: Eukaryota; Metazoa; Mollusca; Bivalvia; Venerida; Veneridae. The transcript has 2 exons.